AUGCCACACCUGCCUGUACUGCCUGCCACCGCUUUGCAGACACUACAGCCUGCAUUGACUGCGGGCAGUGGCAUCACCCUGCCUGCAUCGCCCACUGCCGGAUCGUUCCUCACCAUAGCGCACCUACAUACGGACUCCACACUCUCCCCCUCCGCGCCUCCCGCACAUACUCAUUUGGCGAUGGCAGUCCUCCUCGCAGGCCUACACCACUCCGGAGAUGUUGCGCUCCAAAUCUGCGACAACACCACGGCCAUUGGCCUCAUUAUUCUGGCCAGGUCCCUCAAACGCCGCGGAAGACAACCCCGAUACAGCAACAUCCACAGAGUGGAACUUCGCUCUCUCAUGGACCUACUCGCACCGGAGGGCACGUUUGCAGGUGAAUGGAUACGCUCACAUCAGAUCACAGCAGACACGCCGGACCCGGCCUACGGGCCAAACCUAGAGGAAGCUGACUCCCUCGCCACACUGGCCCACCAGCUCCUCCCACGGACCAACUACGCCCACCUCAUCAUUCCCUACUCCUGGGAACUUCGGGAUAACCACAACAGACCAGUCACUGGCGCCAUCGCCCCCUGGCUUGGUGCAAUCUACGGCAAGCGAAACUGGUCCUCCACGCAAGCACACAAACCCGAUGCCCGCCGCACAAUCCAGCCGUCACGCCUCAACACUGGGGAACUAUGCAAGUGGGACCUCCCUGCACUCUCCUUCUAUUGGCGUGCCGUAUGCUACACCCUCCACACGAAUGCACGCAAGCACCGCAUUCAAAAACCUGGGACGCCCACUGUCGUACAUGCCCAGACUACCUCGACACACAGGAACACCGCUUUGGACUUACGCACCCGCAAUGCCCCGGGUCUGCCUCCCUCACACAAGACCUCCUUCUCGCCACCCAAGCCGUCUCCCAAAGCCUGGCUUCCCGACCAAGACAUAUACCUUCCCGGGCAAUGCAACGCCAUCACUAGUACCUUCACAGGCCAGACAAGACCCCAAUGGCACACACGCAGUCGUAACCCCUCCCCAAACUCGGGCCAAUGCAUGAUCGCGCUCACACCUACACGCUGUGUUCUGGCUCUCCACAUGCAUCGCCUCCUUGGCCCACCCUGCCAGGCAACUCUUGCUCUCAUGGCCACCCACCUUUACUGGGAAUCUACCCAAUGCCGGAAGCCGGGGGGGGCUACUACCCCGCUGGCUCUACCACACGGCCCUCAGCUGCACACCCCUCUAGCACCCCGAGACGUCUGGUUCGGCCAAUGGAUGGGCGGCCCCAACGGAGCUACAUUCCAAGGCCCGCUUGGAGCUUCCACACACUGCAUCAUCCCCCGCCCCACCACAAAUAACCACUGA
This is a messenger RNA of Aphanomyces astaci, 1344 nucleotides long. RefSeq lists its product as hypothetical. The transcript is spliced from 2 exons. The record is from RefSeq and is a predicted model, not a curated record. Bases 1 to 1344 code for a protein of 447 amino acids. NCBI's taxonomy places the organism in Eukaryota, Oomycota, Saprolegniomycetes, Saprolegniales, Verrucalvaceae.